Molecule: messenger RNA, 3338 nt
Organism: Schistocerca serialis cubense
Lineage: Eukaryota; Metazoa; Arthropoda; Insecta; Orthoptera; Acrididae
Product: cysteine-rich secretory protein 2-like
Exons: 7
Coding region: 271-1110 (279 amino acids)
Cellular component (GO): extracellular region
Source: RefSeq, a predicted model, not a curated record
CGCCGCAGCCGUCGGGAUCAGCCGGCGCAGCCAGCAGCAGCAGCAGCAGCAGCAGCAGCAGCAGCCCGCACCUCGCAGCCGCACAGGGAUCCGCAGUCGCUUGUGGCGAGCACGGACAGAGGUCUGUCUACCUGAGGAGGCGGCCAGCUAGCUGCCAGCUGCCAGCUGCUACGCACGGCGUCUCAGCUGCGCGCCUCUGCGACGCGACUGGAAGGCAACCAACCGGCUUCUGCUGUCGACACGGACCAGCUGGCUACCCCUCGUGGCACGAUGGCAGCCUGCCCCGGCGCCGCCGGCCCCCGCGCCCGCUGCCUGCUGCGGCUGCUGGUGCUCGCCGCCCUCACACUCGUCCUCUUCUCCGACGCUGACGCCUGGAGGACCGACACCCGCCCAAGGGUAUACGGCAACAAGAUUCCCACGAGGGCGCUGGUGACCACCGGCAAGAAGGUGCAGCGCAAGAUCGUCCUCUACCACAACUUCUUCCGCACCAAGGUGUCGCCGCCGGCUUCCAACAUGCUCAAGAUGACGUGGCACAAGGGCGCGGCGAGGGCUGCACAGCGGUGGGCCGAGCGCUGCCUGAUGCUGACCCACGACGACAUGCAGGGCCGCUGGGUCAACAACUACGGCUCCUGUGGACAGAACAUCUUCAUCUCCACGCAGCAGGUGCCCUGGUACUUCGCCAUCAAGAUGUGGUUCGCUGAGCGCGACAACUUCACGUACGGGUCUCGGCGCAACGACCUGCACGCGGUAGGCCACUACACGCAGAUGGUGUGGGCGUCCACGCACAAGGUGGGCUGCGGCUUCACGCGCUGCGGCUCGCGCGGCCGCACCUACUACUCCUACAUCUGCAACUACUGCCCCAUGGGCAACAUGAUGGAGAAGCUGGGGACGCCGUACGAGUGGGGCCGCGCCUGCGACCGCUGCCCGGGCCACUGCCGGCUGGGCAAGCUGUGCACCAACUCGUGCCCCUCCGCCGACCUGUGGGGGAACUGCGCGGAGCUCAACUCGACGCACCACCACUGGCUGUGCGACCGCAGCACGGCGCACGGCCGCGACAGGCACCGCUUCUGCCGCGCCACGUGCGGCUGCAAGGGCAAGAUCUACGGCUGACCGCCCACGCCGCCACCUCCCGGUUACCACAGUUCCUCCACACUCUCUGCAGCCAGCCGCGUGUCGCUCUGGCGUCCACGCUAAAGUGGUUGGCACAGCGAGGCACUGACUGCCGAGUUGCAGGGAAGCUGGUUCCCUGCGAAAGCAAUGUUUCACCACGCACUUACUUCGUACUUGGCUCUAGAGUCACAUUACUUCGUUCUAUGGCAAAGGACAGAUCAAAAAAUGCUUCUCGGACGUAGGUAUCUGCCUGUCAGUGAUACUGGUGCAUACUUCGAUGCAGAAAAAACACAAAAUUGUAUUUCUAACUACGUCAUUAUUCUAGCGUAAAUACCGUGCACUGUAAUCGCACUUAAGUACACCGUGAUUGCACUUAAGUACAGGGAAUUUAAGAUCUGCGUCAUGCACAGUUCAAUGAAGUAUUCAGUCACUUAUGCAGAAACCUUAUGCUGACCAUUCUGUCUCUGUUUUAAGUUGCUCACCAGAAACGAAACGUCUAUAAUCCAACUCCCACAAUGCCUCCCCAAAGAUGUAAUUUGAUUCACUCGUACAAGCUGCAGUACAAUAGGCGUUUCUCAUCUUGCAUUUGGAAAGUAUUUAAUGGGCGAUAUUAAAGAUGAAGAAAUUUCUGUCUCGGCGUGGAAUUUUAAUCUCCACGUCAAACUGCCAAUUUCUGGCGUCGUAACUGCGUCCUUGUGGCUGCGCUGGUCUUCACACACACGAGCUCCUAGACCCAGUUGGUCCGACGGUUUUUCUGCAUCUUAUUAGCAGGAUUCGAGUGACUCAUAUUGACGUAGUGCUCACUUUUAUUCGAUUUUACGCGAAGUACCUAAUUCAGCAUAUUCGUUCGCUUACACAACUGGCAACGCUUCAUGUGCGUUAAACUGUAGCUCCCCUUUUGUCUUGUUUAGUGAACAGUUGCUCAGACUGAGACAAGGGGUAGUUCAUUACUUCCUAUGGGAUAGGUUUAUUACGCCCAGUAAUCACGCCUAAAAAAAUGCACUGCAUUUAUGACUUCCAUCUUUCACACAGUGUAAUCUCCAGUUUAUGUCGUAUUUCUCAGAACUACAGUUUCAAUUUAACCACUUUUGCGGGUAUGUAGUUAUAGCCAGCCACAGACAAAUAGAAGUAACUUUUAGCGAGCUGAGCAAGAGGACACAUCUGCGCGACAUGACUUUCAUCUUGCUGAUGCGUGAAUCACCAGUUGUACUGCCGGCCCGUUCAUAUAUCAAGAGACCAGUAAGAUCCUCGAUUUCUCCGAAUCCCUACUGUCCUCUGGGACUCAACCCAAACCCUGAACCUAUGACCCUUCUUGCCUGUACCGCACAGGCGUACGUCAGCUGUGUCCAGGGACAAAAGCAGGGCUGACGCAAACCCAGGGUCAAAAUGUGUCCUUGGCACAAUUUUUGGGACCAGCCAUGUGCAAAAUGCUGAGACAGUCUUUCGUAAUCCAUUCUGCUUCAGACUACAUAAUAAUUGCGGGCAGUAAAACGCCUUCCAUGAUGACAGAAUUUUUUGUAGACAUCAAUUGUUAUUGCUUAGAUUAUUUUGUGCGUCAUAUUAAAGCACUACUGCCUGGUUAAAGCUGUGGCCUAGAAUAAGGAGCUACAAUACCUGCCUUUAUCAUAACCACUAGCAAAGCUGUGUUUAGACAAUGGUGUGCAGCGACGAAGCGUAGUGUGUUGUGAAAUGAAUUUGUUGAGCACUUGUAUCUAGAAGAUAAAUGUUGUUGCCUGCAUUAGUAUAUUCCUCGAAGACAAUAAUGUUAUCUAUCCACCGAUAGGGUAUUUAUGUGUAUCAUCUGUACAUAAUAUUAUUUAUAUAUAUAUACAUAUAAUUUUAUAUAGCUUUAAUAAAGUAUCUACAGACACAGUGUGUCAUAAACGUCUAGUGUUAGAGUAGUUCUGCGUCGUGCUAUGUAACAGCAUCAGCUCCUAGCAAAAUAGCGAUACCAAGCGGCUUGAAAAAAAAAAAAAAAGAAAGAUGAAGAAGAAAGUCUGUCAAGCUCACAGAUAAUUUCUGUCUCAAGGGCGAUACUGAAAAAGCUACAAGUCUUAGUUAAAAAUCCUGGAAGUUAUACGCAAAAACAAUAUAAACAGAUAUUACUUCCAAGCCAAUUAUCAGCAAGUUAAGGGCUGGUGCAGUUACGCUGCACAGUGGAUAUCGGAUUUACUCGCUUUUAGAACUGACACUUUGUGAUAUAUUUUGUAAUAAAUAACUUAAUGAGA